AUGAACGGCGCCGGCGCGGGGGCGGGCUCGACCGCCUCCGACUCGCAGCCCCCGGCGGCGGCCGUCAAGACGGAGCGCCUCAGCCCGCCGGGGCCCUCCACGCCCGGAGGCGGGGGUGGCGGCGGGGGCGGGCCACAGGGCGCCGCCUCCAGCAACAGCAGCACCGCCAGCUCCAACAGCACCGGCAACCAGCACCACCAGUCGGGCGCGCCGGACAACAACUCGACGUCCUCUCGCAGCGGCACGCCCGGCUCCUCGUACCCGGGCACGCCGCCAGAGCGCGCCGCGUCGCCCCACCCGCUCAAGACGGAGCACCUGGCCAGGAACUACUCCGACUUCAUGCGCUCGCUCGCCGCCAAGUACAACAACGCCAACCCCAACGACUACCUGAGCAGUGCGGCGGCGGCAGCGGCGGCGGCGGCUGCGGCGACGGGCGCGCGCAACGGCUACCUGGACCCGCGCUUCGCGCCCUUCAAGUCGGGCGCCGCCACGCCCUUCGUAGGGCUGAUGGCGCCGCUGACGGCGCCCAAGGGCGGCGCGGGCGCGGGCGCGGGCGGCCCCCCGACGCCGGCGCCCACGCCCGCCCCCGCCACGGACCUGCUCGGCAUGUUCCCGCCCAUGAUCGACAUGAGCUCGACGCAGGCGCUGCUCUCCAUGGUGCGCUCCGCCAACGCCUCCCAGCUCGAGAACUACCUUAAGGGCGCGAGCAGCCGCCGGCCGGCAGAGUCCUCUCCGCUGGACCUGAGUCCAGGCGCCGUGGUGCCGCCUCCAGCCAAGAGGCGCGCCUACCACGCCCCCUCCAGGAGCAUCGGGGAGAGCCUCUUCGCCUCCAAGGACACGCACAGGCUGCGCCGGCUGGGCAGCGUGUCGCCGAAGCCGCGGCCCCCGGCGCCGCCCCCCGCCGCCCCCGCGGCCGGGUCCCGCGUGCUGCCCUGCCCCUCGCUGUGCGGCGCCGCCUCCGCCGCCACGUGCGCCCCCGACGCCGCCGCCACUGCCACCUGGAGCGUCGACGACGUCGCCGCCUUCGUCGGCUCCAUCGACCUUUGCGCCGAAUACGCGCAGAACUUCCGCGAGCAGCGCAUCGACGGGUGCGCGCUGCCGCUGCUGACGGAGGAGCACAUGACGGGCGCGCUGGGCAUGCGGCUGGGCCCCGCGCUCAAGCUGCGCGCCGCGCUCGCCAGGCGCCUCGGCCAGUGCGCCGCCUGCGCGCAUUGCCUCCACUGCCACGCACCGCAGCCCGCGCAGGCGCAGGCGCAGGCGAGCGCGGCCGCCGGACACUCGCCCGCCUCCAGGCCGGCCAGCACCGGCGUCUAG
Schistocerca cancellata (South American locust) is the source of this 1314-nucleotide messenger RNA. It is a transcript of the gene Samuel, whose product is annotated as transcription factor SOX-1. Gene Ontology annotation, cellular component: PRC1 complex. The record is from RefSeq and is a predicted model, not a curated record. The coding region runs from base 1 to 1314 and encodes 437 amino acids. NCBI's taxonomy places the organism in Eukaryota, Metazoa, Arthropoda, Insecta, Orthoptera, Acrididae. Gene Ontology annotation, molecular function: protein binding. The transcript has 7 exons.